This is a messenger RNA of Knipowitschia caucasica, 2661 nucleotides long. NCBI's taxonomy places the organism in Eukaryota, Metazoa, Chordata, Actinopteri, Gobiiformes, Gobiidae. The record is from the annotation of a GenBank genome assembly.
AUGGGAAAAUUCACCUCCGUGAACACAUACUGCUGUGUGUCUGUGGUUGUGUAUCUGUGGUUGUGUGUCUGUGGUUGUGUAUCUGUGGUUUGUGUCUGCGGUUGUGUAUCUGUGGUUGUGUGUCUGUGGUUGUGUGUCUGUGGUUGUGUAUCUGUGGUUGUGUAUCUGUGGUUGUGUGUCUGUGGUUGUGUAUCUGGGGUUGUGUGUCUACGGUUGUGUGUCUGUGGUUGUGUAUCUGGGGUUGUGUGUCUGCGGUUGUGUGUCUGUGGUUGUGUGUCUGUGGUUGUGUAUCUGUGGUUGUGUAUCUGUGGUUGUGUGUCUGCGGUUGUGUAUCUGUGGUUGUGUAUCUGUGGUUGUGUGUCUGUGGUUGUGUGUCUGCGGUUGUGUAUCUGUGGUUGUGUGUCUGUGGGUCUGUGGUUGUGUAUCUGUGGUUGUGUAUCUGUGGUUGUGUAUCUGUGGUUGUGUGUCUGUGGUUGUGUGUCUGCGGUUGUGUGUCUGUGGUUGUGUAUCUGUGGUUGUGUAUCUGUGGUUGUGUGUCUGUGGUUGUGUGUCUGUGGUUGUGUGUCUGUGGUUGUGUAUCUGUGGUUGUGUAUCUGUGGUUGUGUGUCUGCGGUUGUGUAUCUGUGGUUGUGUAUCUGUGGUUGUGUGUCUGUGGUUGUGUGUCUGCGGUUGUGUAUCUGUGGUUGUGUGUCUGUGGGUCUGUGGUUGUGUAUCUGUGGUUGUGUAUCUGUGGUUGUGUAUCUGUGGUUGUGUGUCUGUGGUUGUGUGUCUGCGGUUGUGUGUCUGUGGUUGUGUAUCUGUGGUUGUGUAUCUGUGGUUGUGUGUCUGUGGUUGUGUGUCUGUGGUUUGUGUCUGUGGUUGUGUGUCUGUGGUUGUGUAUCUGUGGUUGUGUAUCUGUGGUUGUGUGUCUGUGGUUGUGUAUCUGUGGUUGUGUGUCUAUGGUUGUGUAUCUGUGGUUGUGUGUCUGUGCUUGUGUAUCUGUGGUUGUGUGUCUGUGGUUGUGUGUCUGUGGUUGUGUGUCUGUGGUUGUGUAUCUGUGGUUUUGUGUCUGUGGUUGUGUGUCUGUGGUUGUGUGUCUGUGGUUGUGUGUCUGUGGUUGUGUAUCUGUGGUUUUGUGUCUGUGGUUGUGUGUCUGUGGUUGUGUAUCUGUGGUUGUGUGUCUGUGGUUGUGUGUCUGUGGUUGUGUAUCUGUGGUUUUGUGUCUGUGGUUGUGUGUCUGUGGUUGUGUAUCUGUGGUUGUGUGUCUGUGGUUGUGUGUCUGUGGUUGUGUAUCUGCGGUUGUGUGUCUGCGGUUGUGUGUCUGUGGUUGUGUAUCUGUGGUUGUGUAUCUGUGGUUGUGUGUCUGUGGUUGUGUAUCUGUGGUUGUGUAUCUGUGGUUGUGUGUCUGCGGUUGUGUAUCUGUGGUUGUGUGUCUGUGGGUCUGUGGUUGUGUAUCUGUGGUUGUGUAUCUGUGGUUGUGUGUCUGUGGUUGUGUGUCUGCGGUUGUGUGUCUGUGGUUGUGUAUCUGUGGUUGUGUAUCUGUGGUUGUGUGUCUGUGGUUGUGUGUCUGUGGUUGUGUGUCUGUGGUUGUGUAUCUGCGGUUGUGUGUCUGCGGUUGUGUAUCUGUGGUUGUGUAUCUGCGGUUGUGUGUCUGUGGUUGUGUGUCUGUGGUUGUGUGUCUGUGGUUGUGUAUCUGUGGUUGUGUGUCUGCGGUUGUGUGUCUGUGGUUGUGUAUCUGUGGUUGUGUGUCUGUGGUUGUGUAUCUGUGGUUGUGUGUCUGUGGUUGUGUGUCUGUGGUUGUGUGUCUGUGGUUGUGUAUCUGCGGUUGUGUAUCUGUGGUUGUGUAUCUGUGGUUGUGUGUCUGCGGUUGUGUGUCUGCGGUUGUGUGUCUGCGGUUGUUUAUCUGUGGUUGUGUGUCUGUGGUUGUGUAUCUGUGGUUGUGUAUCUGUGGUAGUGUGUCUGUGGUUGUGUGUCUGUGGUUGUGUAUCUGUGGUUGUGUAUCUGUGGUUGUGUGUCUGUGGUUGUGUAUCUGUGGUUGUGUGUCUAUGGUUGUGUAUCUGUGGUUGUGUGUCUGUGCUUGUGUAUCUGUGGUUGUGUGUCUGUGGUUGUGUGUCUGUGGUUGUGUGUCUGUGGUUGUGUAUCUGUGGUUUUGUGUCUGUGGUUGUGUGUCUGUGGUUGUGUGUCUGUGGUUGUGUGUCUGUGGUUGUGUAUCUGUGGUUUUGUGUCUGUGGUUGUGUGUCUGUGGUUGUGUAUCUGUGGUUGUGUGUCUGUGGUUGUGUGUCUGUGGUUGUGUAUCUGCGGUUGUGUGUCUGUGGUUGUGUGUCUGUGGUUGUGUAUCUGUGGUUUUGUGUCUGUGGUUGUGUGUCUGUGGUUGUGUAUCUGUGGUUGUGUGUCUGUGGUUGUGUGUCUGUGGUUGUGUAUCUGCGGUUGUGUGUCUGCGGUUGUGUGUCUGUGGUUGUGUAUCUGUGGUUGUGUAUCUGUGGUUGUGUGUCUGUGGUUGUGUAUCUGUGGUUGUGUAUCUGUGGUUGUGUGUCUGUGGUUGUGUAUCUGUGGUUGUGUAUCUGUGGUUGUGUGUCUGUGGUUGUGUAUCUGGGGUUGUGUGUCUGCGGUUGUGUGUCUGUGGUUGUGUGUCUGUGGUUGUGUGUCUGUGGUUGUGUAUCUGCGGUUGUGUGUCCGUGGUGA